GUGAUCUCAACAGCCAACCAAAGCUCCAUAUCGAGUCCGCAGACGAAUCGGUAGUAUCCUCGCCUGUUUAACUCCACCUCGCCACCAUGUACUCUGAAGCUGCUAUGACAUGGUUCGGCACAGUAGCAACUAUUUUCACGUUCGGCAGCAUGGCUUUUUCGAUCAUUCGCGCGUUCCUCCCUUCCAAGCAAAUGCAGGAGCUUGACGCCGUAUUCAAAGAAACCGAGACGCUCCUGCAUGAAGCAGAGGAGGAAGCCUUGCUGGAUACGUCGUUUUUGCGCCAUGUCAAAAGAAGGCUUGCGAUUCUUCAGGAUGCUGUCCUGCUCAUCCGAAGCGAAGUUCAUGCAGCCAGCUUGUCAUGCGUGCAUGAUUAUACCGGUGUCUUUACUGGGCUGGCACGGAAAGUGUCCUUCGUGUCCAAGGACGUCAAGGAUCUGCGCGCCACCCUCUCCAGGUCGUCUGCAGAAGCUCGAAUGAGGUUGCAGGAAGAAGAACGCAAAGCCGCGUUGGCCUCUAAUUGCACCGUAGCAGACGGUGCUCCUGCUGGUCACCAACAGGAAGCACCGCUCGAUGAUUCUAGACCUCGCCGCUCAGAUUCAUUGCAUACCGUAGACUCUGAAUCUACAUUCGUCACCACUGAGGGUGGCGAACUGAAGGACGAUACAUCUCUCUGCGAGGCGGCCCCCUCACGUGGCGACCAACCACUUCCAUCUCGCACCUUCUUCAAACAUUCAGAGACCGCACCACCUCCACCAGAAUGGGCCCCUGCACCCGAGAAGAAACAUACUCUAGGUCUUUACAACGAAGCUUCCGAAUCAGACUACGAUACCGCAGAGGCUUUCUGCAAUCAAUAUCCUGUUGACCCUGCCAGACCUCUUCCAUCCGAAAUCGUCGAGCGAAUAGAGAAGCAAGGAUGUGGCGCCUGGACACUGGAGCGACCACAUACGACUCGGUUUGUGGGCGAGAUCGAAGGGGGUGAUGUCAUCAGAAUGAGAACAGAGAAGAAGUGCGAGGAUGUUUGUGUCUUCAGUAAUUUGCCCAUUGUGGGUGGGUGGUAUGAUACCAAGAAGAAGAAUGGGGUGUACUACGAGGUGCAGGUCAAUCGAAUGGACGAUGUAAUUGCCGUCGGCAUGGCAUGUAAACCGUAUCCAGAGUUUCGUCUCCCAGGCUGGAACCGUCUCAGCGCAGCUCUUCAUCUGGACGAUCUUCGCAAGUUCUGCGAAGAUCCAGACGGUGGCCGGGAUUAUGCUCUACCUCCUGGCAUAAAACACAUCUCUCCAAACGACAUCAUAGGCUGUGGCUACGUCUUCUCGAGCGGCGCUAUCUUCUUCACCCAUAACGGUCGUCGUCUCCCCGACGCCUUCACAGGUAUGUUCCUCCCGCGGGCGCAAUACGACGUAUAUGCUGCGAUUGGCGUAUGUGGUAGGAAUGAAGUCGAGGUCAAUUUUGGUCAAGAACUUUUUGUGUGGAAGGAGGGUAACGAUUGGGCGUGGAAGAUUGAGGGACAUGUUGGGAUGAAGUUGGCGGGCCCGAGUGGCGCGGAAGAGGAGGACUUGCCGGCAUACUCAAGAACAUGACCAGUUAAUCCUACAUCACUGUAGUUGAUUAUAUUCUCUUCACAGAUU
Molecule: messenger RNA, 1625 nt
Organism: Stereum hirsutum FP-91666 SS1
Lineage: Eukaryota; Fungi; Basidiomycota; Agaricomycetes; Russulales; Stereaceae
Exons: 7
Coding region: 87-1577 (496 amino acids)
Molecular function (GO): protein binding
Source: RefSeq, a predicted model, not a curated record